Messenger RNA from Lasiodiplodia theobromae, 963 nucleotides. RefSeq lists its product as uncharacterized. Bases 1 to 963 code for a protein of 320 amino acids. The record is from RefSeq and is a predicted model, not a curated record. The transcript has a single exon. Lineage: Eukaryota; Fungi; Ascomycota; Dothideomycetes; Botryosphaeriales; Botryosphaeriaceae.
AUGGAGCCCGAGAGGAAUCGUUGGCUCGGAAUCAAAGGAGAAUCCAGCUCAAGGCGAAUCCGCUUGAGAAGGUCGAUUGAACGUCUCCGCAACACCACUGGCAACUUGCUUCGCCGUGUUUCGAAUGGCCUUCAACGUGCUUCCACAGUUCCGUCUCGAAGAACGUUCAUCCCGAAUGUUCCUGACUUUUCCAGAGAUGAUAUUUCAGAUUGGUGGCGAAGUAGCCUGAACAAUGGCACUGUCAACGAAUCUGUCAUACAAGCGCAGGAGAACGUGGUCAGUCCGGCAGGGAGCAAUACCUCCACUUCGACCUCGACCACUUCCACCCCGCCAGAAGUCUGCCUCUGGGUCUCCUCCGUCCCCAUCUACCAAGAACUCCGCUGGAUCCUCCAUUCCGGAGUCCAAGUCAACACGCAUCUACUUCGCAUCGCAAGCUGCCUUCGACGUGCUAUCCGUCAUUUGUACGACGUGCCCGAAGAGGACUACCCAAACCUUCAGUUACCAGUCGGUGCCACAGGUCAGAAGCAGUGUCGGAUGCACACCACGGCUUCCACAUACCCUCGCGGCUCCAAGGGCUUGAAGAAGCGCGGUGAUCCUGAUGUUCCCCGGACACGUUGGAUCCCGAACGGUAUCAAGCUUGCACCCAUUGACACUCAAGUAUUCCAGCUCCGUGGUUGCUUCUUCCCUGCUCCGUCGAAGCUGCGAUACACCGAGACGUUGAACUAUGACGAGAAGCCAAAAAAUGUCGGGAAAAGCCACCAGAACUUGUCCGCGGCGGACCCCAACGAGCUGAGCACCGCCAUUCAGUCCGUUUCUGGUGAGGAGCCGACAGACUACUACGGUCCAGCUAGAGACUACGCUGGUGGUGUUUCAAGUAGCUCGGAUUCAGAAGCAGAUUCUGAAGAUGAUAGCGAGGGCCCUGAAGAUGCCCAAGCUGUAGUGGAUGGAAGUGCAGCGCACUGA